Molecule: messenger RNA, 2113 nt
Organism: Schistocerca piceifrons (Central American locust)
Lineage: Eukaryota; Metazoa; Arthropoda; Insecta; Orthoptera; Acrididae
Product: lysosomal acid glucosylceramidase-like
Exons: 11
Coding region: 124-1665 (513 amino acids)
Biological process (GO): glucosylceramide catabolic process
Molecular function (GO): glucosylceramidase activity
Source: RefSeq, a predicted model, not a curated record
AGUUGUUGCGCUACUUUUAAAUGUAAGCCACGGCUGACCACUGUCGGUGUGGAAGUAUUUGCAGUAGCUUACUGCCUUCAGUUUCUCGCCACGAUCAGUCGGCGGCUGGCAGUGCCAUUGGCUAUGGAGCUCCUGCAUGCACUGGCUGCUCUCUUUGUCCUAACUUUUUCUGCAGUGCCAGUAAAUGCUGACUCACAAUGCAUUCCUAAGAGCUUUGGAUAUGACAGUAUUGUAUGUGUCUGCAAUGCCACAUACUGUGAUGAAUUUGAAACAGUAACACACUUUCCAUCUGGAAAGUAUUUAUUGUACACAUCAACAAAAGAUGGCCUCCGCUUUAAGAAGAGUGUUGGUUCCUUUUCUCCAAGAAAAGGUGCCUCUUGCCUGACACUGCAAGUUGAUAGAGGUACUAAAUAUCAAACUGUCAAGGGCUUUGGAACUGCAUUUACUGACUCUGCUGGGAUUAAUGUAUUUUCCCUUUCACCAGAUGCUCAACAAAAUCUCAUGAGGUCUUAUUUCACAUCCUCUGGUAUCAGCCUGAACAUGGGAAGGGUGCCAAUAGCUGGAUGUGACUUUUCUAUACGUGGCUAUACAUAUGAUGAUUAUGAAAAUGAUACUCAGCUUACAAAAUUUAAUUUGACAUGGGAGGACUACAAUCUUAAGAUGCCUUUGAUUAAAUGGGCCCAGAAUCUAAGGAACCAAACCCUGAAGUUGAAAGCAGCAGCAUGGAGUCCACCCAUAUGGAUGAAAACAAACCAUGAUUUGAUGGGUGCCUCUCUUCUCCUGGACCAGUAUUACCAGACAUGGGCUGAUUACCAUAUAAAAUUCCUUGAUUCCUACAAAGAAAAUGGUAUUAAGUUUUGGGCAGUGUCUACAGGAAAUGAACCAGCAAAUGGUAUAGGUAUUAUACUAGCAAUUAACUCACUUGGAUGGACACCACAAGGACUAAGAAAGUGGACUGUUGAAAAUUUGGGUCCUUCACUGCGUGCUUCCCAACACAGCAAUGUUAAGAUUCUUGUUCUUGAUGAUCAACGUCCAUAUGUGCCUUGGGUGGUAGACAAGAUUAUGGAUGAUAAAAGGAUGCAGAAAUAUGUUGAUGGUAUUGCUGUCCAUUGGUACUAUGAUAAAAUAUCUCCAGCUCAGAUAUUAACUGAAACACAAAAGAAAUACCCCACCAAAUUCAUUAUAUCAACAGAGGCUAGCAUUGUUACUCCUAUGCCAAAUGUCAGCAAAGUGAGACUUGGUGACUGGUCAAAUGGAGAAGCUUACUUGACAGACAUGAUACAGGAUUUCACACACUGGGUUGCUGGAUGGUAUGACUGGAAUCUUGCAUUAAACCAGGAAGGUGGCCCUAACUGGGUAGAAAACUAUGUUGAUUCUUCAAUUAUUGUGAAUGCAGAAAAUGAUGAAUUUUAUAAGCAGCCUUUGUUUUAUGCUCUUGGACACUUUUCUAAGUUUAUUCAUGAAGAUUCAGUAAGGAUUGAUAUUGUGCCAAACAAUAAAAAUGGAAUUAGAACUGUGGCAUUCACAACUCCAUAUAAUGCAACAGCUCUUGUCAUCUCCAAUGAGAGAGAUCAUAAUACAAAGGUAACAAUUGCAGACCCGGAUCGUGGCUACAUUACUAUUUCAGUUCCCAAGAGAUCUUUCAACACUCUAAUGUACUGGUAAUGUACAUGUGUGGCACUUUUAAUAGUGCCUGGAAUUUGUGAGAAUGAUGACUAAAAUUGUUGAAGGAUAUGGAAGCUUAAGAUCUGUAUAAAAAUAUUAAAUCUAUUUUUUCCUUACACAAUAAAGAACACAAGUAAUGAUUAAAAAACCUAUUUUGUUACAACAAGUACAAACACAUUAACAAAAUAGUGAUGUUUUUACUUUUUUACCCUCAGAUAGCUAAACCAGUAAGUAAGUUUCCAAAUGAACAGUACAGUAUUCUUUGUCAGUGUUUGUAGUAGUAUUCCUGGUGAACUGUACAAUUUGUAAAGCUUUAGUUUCAAAUCAACCGUCAUCUAUUAUUGUGCUAAUACAGUAGCCUCCUUUGAAAUCUAAGUUAGUGGACUGCAUGUUGUCUAUGAAAUGAGAUAAAGUCACUGCAUGUAGACAUACACAUGUAACAUCAAAC